AUGCCCGUGUAUAAACUGUAUUAUUUCAACGCCCGUGCACGUGCUGAGGGGAUCCGAUGGCUGAUGUCCCUGGCUGGCGUGGAAUUCGAGGAUAUACGCAUUGACAGAAAUGACUGGCCAACGAAAAAGCAAGAAAUGCCAUUCGGCUACGUCCCUGUUUUGGAGGUGGAAGGCCAGCGACUUUCAGAAAGUCAGGCUAUUGCUCGAUAUUUGGCCAAUAAGUUUGACCUUGCAGGAAAAACAGACUGGGAGAAAGCUUUAGCUGACCAAUACGUUGACGUCAUCUAUGAUAUUUUGCCUCCAACCAGAGCUAUCCGUCUGGCUCCAAAUGAGGAGGUCAAGGCACAGCGUACGAAAAAUUUCAUUGAGGUGGACGGUCCUCGUAUCUUGGCUAAUUUAGAGAGAUGCUUGGAAUCCAGCAGAUCAGAAUAUUUGGUCGGUGAUAGUCUAACAUGGGCAGACGUAAUGGUGGCCUCGUACCUUGACUUGUACAUCGACAGAAUCACGCCAGAUUUCGGUGAUUUGUUGGACAAGUUUCCUAAACUUCAGGCUCAUUUGGACAGAAUCCGCACCGUUCCACAGAUUGCAGCCUUCAUUGCAAAACGCCCAAAGACAUUCUUGUAAUAA
Messenger RNA from Liolophura sinensis, 627 nucleotides. RefSeq names its product hematopoietic prostaglandin D synthase-like. The transcript is spliced from 5 exons. Lineage: Eukaryota; Metazoa; Mollusca; Polyplacophora; Chitonida; Chitonidae. The record is from RefSeq and is a predicted model, not a curated record. Gene Ontology annotation, molecular function: glutathione transferase activity. Gene Ontology annotation, biological process: glutathione metabolic process. The coding region runs from base 1 to 624 and encodes 207 amino acids.